Mytilus trossulus (common blue mussel) is the source of this 1053-nucleotide messenger RNA. RefSeq lists its product as uncharacterized. The transcript is spliced from 5 exons. NCBI's taxonomy places the organism in Eukaryota, Metazoa, Mollusca, Bivalvia, Mytilida, Mytilidae. Gene Ontology annotation, cellular component: trans-Golgi network membrane. The record is from RefSeq and is a predicted model, not a curated record. The coding region runs from base 164 to 625 and encodes 153 amino acids. Gene Ontology annotation, molecular function: calcium ion binding.
UUGUAAUGUAAGUAUCGAGAUUUUGUUUUAUAAAUUCCAAUGUAUAUAUCAAAGUCAAGUGUGAUACAUAAACAAAUUGAAUUAUUUGCCAUGGUAGUUCCCAUUACAAAGAUGGAUUGAAAGCUUACAAACGAGAAACAUAUACCUGAUAUAACAAAGAAAGAUGGCGGAUGAUAUGAGUAAAGAGGAAAUGGAAGAAAUUCGUAGAACUUUUAAUCUGCUCGACAUAAAUCACGAUGGACGAUUAUCGAAAACAGAAAUCAUAAAAGGCAUACAUUUGUUAAAAGUCAAUCCAACCGAAGUCGAGGCAGAGGAUAUAAUGAGCGAGCUGGACCUAGAUGGAGAUGGACUGGUUUCUUGGGAGGAGUAUCUAAAAGCCUUAUCAGUUCAAAUCAAGAAACAAACAUACGAAGAACAAUUAUUCACACAAGCUUUUAAAAAGUUUGAUAAAGACAAUAGUGGAUUUAUAGACAAAGAAGAACUUAAAGCUGUCUUGAAACGGAAAGGAGCAAAAUGGAAUGAUGAAGAUUUAGCAUACUUAGACGACCUAUUUCUUGAAGCGGAUGAAGACGGAAAUGGACGAGUUGAAUACAAAGAAUUUGUGAAAACUUUCUGUGAUCAGUAAUUUACUUCCUGAGGAGCAUAGUACUUUUAAAAAUUAGGAACAUUAUUGCUACGGCUAGAAGCACAUAUUUCUAUUUGUUUUACAAUGUGUAAUAAAUAUAUUAAAAAUGUAUGUAUGAAUAUGGUGGAUUUCAUUGUUAGCACCGUUUAUGUUAUAAACCUUUAUUUAUUUGAUUAUUUAGCAUGGGAGAUUUUUAAUAAUCUAAUCAACCAACAUAUAGAAUGUCCACUUAACAAUAUAUAUAUAUAUAAAAGGUAAAAGAUUGAACAUCAAAAUCCGAGAUGGCACAUUAAAGGGGGAUAAAUUCCUGCUCCACUCUUUUAUCAUCAUACUAUACAAAUACGUUAAUGUAAACAAUAAUUAGAUUUAGAUGUUUUAUCAGAUAGAUUUUUAUCAUGCAAAACUUUCAAUUGUAUUUUAAUUAAGAA